This is a messenger RNA of Ylistrum balloti, 2724 nucleotides long. RefSeq names its product pyridine nucleotide-disulfide oxidoreductase domain-containing protein 2-like. The record is from RefSeq and is a predicted model, not a curated record. The coding region runs from base 44 to 1801 and encodes 585 amino acids. The transcript has 16 exons. Gene Ontology annotation, molecular function: oxidoreductase activity. NCBI's taxonomy places the organism in Eukaryota, Metazoa, Mollusca, Bivalvia, Pectinida, Pectinidae.
AUGAGGGUGGUGCACGUAGGAUUUUGUAUACAUAUUCUUCACCAUGGCAUUCAGAGGGAAAUUAAAGGGAAUUUAUGGUAAAAUAUCCAAAGGUGCCAUUCAGAAGGGGUUUUCAUACCGCACCGCUGCCACUAAAAGCAAAUGCGAACUGAAAUCGAAAUAUGAUGUUGUUAUAAUUGGAGCCGGACACAAUGGAUUGGUGUCAGCAGCUUACUUACAAGAGGCAGGGCUCAGUGUAUGUGUUGUGGAGAGGAGACAUGUAAUAGGGGGUGCUGCUGUGACAGAGGAGGUAAUUCCUGGUUUCAAGUUUUCACGAGCCUCGUAUGUCUUAAGUCUUCUGAGACCACAAAUAAUGAAAGAUCUGCAACUGAAGAAAUAUGGCCUUGAGGUGUAUCUGCGUGACCCCAGCUCAUACACACCUCUCUUGACACCUGGGGGCAGGGAUGGAAAAGCUAAGUCUCUUCUUCUACACAGGGACAGCAAAAAGACUGCCGAGUCAAUAGCACAGUUCUCUCAGAGAGAUGCCAAGAGUUGGUUUGAAUAUGAAAAACAACUGGAACAUAUUGUUUCGGCCAUUGAGCCGUUGAUGGAUUCUGCUCCAAUCCACCUACCAACUGUCAUGGCACCUCAAUUACUGAAACAAGUGAAAAGUCUUCCUGCUAUUUUUACGCUCCUGAAGUCAUCCCUGGGAAGUUUCAGAGACACCAGUGCCUUUUAUGAACUUAUGACAGCUCCAACUACAAAGAUUUUGGACAAAUGGUUUGAGUCUGAGCCUUUAAAAGCCACACUGGCAACAGAUUCAGUCAUAGGAGCCAUGAUCAGUCCAAAGACACCAGGAAGUGGAUAUGUGCUGCUCCACCAUGUGAUGGGGGAACUGGAGAGGGUAAAGGGGGCAUGGGGUAUUGUGAAAGGGGGCAUGGGGGCAGUGUCCCAGUCUAUUGCUAACUGUGCAGUUGACAGAGGCGCCAGCAUCUUCACCGAUUCGCCUGUUCAAGAAAUUGUGACCAACAAUAAUUCUGUCAAGGGAGUGGUCUUACAAGAUGGAACAGCCAUUGAAGCUAGGGCUGUUUUAUCAAAUGCUACACCAAAAGUUACAUUCUUAGAUCUUUUACCAGCGGGCAAUCUCUCAGAGGAUAUGAUGAAGGAACUCCGAAACUUUGACUAUACUUCACCUGUGACCAAGAUCAAUGUUGCUGUGAAAGAACUACCAAACUUUGUCGCUGACCCAAAUAUAAAAAAGAAUGAGGUCAUGCCCCACCAUCGGGCAACAAUUCAUCUCAACUGUGAGCAUUCUGACCUUAUUCAUGAUGGCUUCCUGGAGGCUCAAGCUGGAAAGUUUUCUAGCAAGCCUAUGAUUGAGAUGGUAAUCCCAACGAGCCUGGAUCCUACCAUGGCACCCCCUGGUUGUCAUGUUUGUCUUCUUUUUACACAGUACACCCCAUACCACUUGGCAGAAGGCCAGGAAUGGGAUGACCACAUGAGAAACAGAUAUGCUGAUACAGUCUUUGAUGAUAUAGAAAAGUAUGCCCCAGGUUUCAAGGCCAGUGUUGUAGGUCGAGACAUCCUUACUCCACCCGACCUAGAGAAGACAUUCAAUCUUACUGGAGGUAAUAUCUUCCAUGGAACAAUGGGCUUGGAUCAGUUGUACAUGUCACGGCCGAUAUCCAAAAUUAGCAAUUACAGAUCUCCUGUGGAGGGCCUCUAUCUGUGUGGAAGUGGGGCUCAUCCAGGUGGUGGUGUGAUGGGAUCAGCUGGAAGACUGGCUGCUAUCACAGCUUUGUCAGAUCUAAAAACAUUGUGAGCACUAUCACCAGAACAACACUGAAUAACCUGGUCAAAGGAGUCUAUGACCAGAGAAUAACAUACAUUUUCUCAGCAAACUGGCUUUAUAUAAUUACGACAGGGAUCAGAAAAUUACCUGAAGAUCAAUGAAUUCCUUUCUCUAUUGUGAACAAGCCUUGAAGAAUACCAUUACCAUUGAUAAAAAUGGAUACUUAGUAAUAUGUACUGUUUUUAUCUGGAUAUAAACCCAUGCUGGUAAUAAGCUUUUUCACUUGAAAUACAAACAAAUGCUGUCUCAAUUCCUUGUGAUAUGCCAGCAAUAUUGUACCAUUGGUAAUUGCAAAAUAAUUACUGUAGAGAAUGUAGGAACUUUUGUAGUCCGCCAGAGUUAAUAUCUUAGAAAUAAUAGCUGGUGUUCUGUACAAUCAACAACGGUGAUAUUUUAUCAAAUCUUGUAUGGAAUUGCAGCUUAUAAUACAAUGCAUUUGGAUUUAAACUUUAUCUUAAAAAAUGACCCUAGUUUCACAAAAGUUUGCAGUAAGUUCUCAUCAAAUUUGACCAACAAUGAAAAAUGACACUAUUAGAACAUCAUUUCUGAUAGACUAGUCUCGGAUUUGGAAUGCGAACCUUCUUAACUUUGUGAAACCAUAUGAAGGGACACAUCUUCUGAUUUAAUGCAAGACUUAUAUACCAGUACAACUUAUUUUUGUACAUAUUUGUGAGAUUGACCAAUAUUUUAGUUUUUGUUUUACAUUUCUAUAAAUAUUACUUCCGAAAGUAUUGAUAUUAAAAUUUUUCAAGACGUUUUGACACUUGAAGAAUUUGAGUUCGAAAUCAUCUACACUGUACUUUUGUAGUGAUAUUUUAAACUUUAAGAAAUUUAAUCGGGUAACCAAAAUUUUCUUUAUUCAAGCUGAAGUUUGGCUUAUAUCGGUAUCAUUA